ACUAAUGGCGGACAAGGGGGAAGAAAGUCAUUCGCAAAGAUCGAGCAAGCAUUCUAAAGAAUCAGCUCGAAAGGAGUCAAGGAAACAUAGAAAAAGAAGUCGAAGUUCUGAAUCAGGCUCUGAUAGUUCAGGAUCGUCGCGCAGUUCCAUCAGCCCAGCAAGGAAAAAAUCUAGAACCUCUAAAUUGAAGAAAAGAAAGCCAAGGAAAAGUCCAUCGACAGAAACAGACAGAAGUGGUGAUUCUACUGACUCAGAGAAAAGAAAGAAAAGACACAGGAGGAAAGAAGACAGGAGAAAACAGGGCAAGAAAACAAGGAAAAAGAAAGAGAAAACAAGAAAAAAAAAAAUCAAGUCAAAGACAGCUGUCAAUCAAGACAAGUAUGGCAAAUAUGGAAUCUUGGUGGAAAGUGACAUUUUCAACAAACAACAAGAAUUUUACUUGUGGCUUCAAGAAGUCAAGAAAGUAAACCCUGAAGUGUUUCCCAGAUCUGAAAUGAAAAAAAUGUUUGAAACAUUUGCAGAGGACUAUAACACUGUAACACUACCACAUAAAAAAUUUUAUGACCUGGAAAAGUGGGAAGCCAAACAGAGGAAAAAAGGAAGGCUUAAGGCUCUGAAGAAAGCACAAAAGCAACAGGUUUCAAUUGAAAAUGAUGAACUCAGGCAUAAAUCACUUCACUCUGGACCAACAAGACCUGGAAUGAGCAAAGCAGAUUUACUUGAAAUGCAGCGAGUUAUGAGAGAAAGACAACAGGAGGAUUACAAGAAAAAGGCUGGCAUGAAACUUGAUGAAACUAAGGGUGUGAGAUAUCACACAAUGAAUCCAUAACUUUUUACUUGAAUUAACAAAAUUUUUACCCUUUCCCAUCUGACCGUGCCAUAUGGCACUCACAUAUACCACCCCUCAAAUAAACAUUAUAUGUUCCAUAUACACUUUUUAUGGCUUUAUUCUUGGAGGUAUUCCUAGAGGUUGCCAAAAUAUUUUUUGUCUUUAUUUCCAUGCUAAUUUUGAUUUUAUUAAGUACAAUACCAUUGAAAAUAAUUAUUCUAACAUUGUACUAGAAUGUAAUGUACAAUUCAUUACUGGAUAAACAUAAAAGCAAAAAUAUGCAACAACUCUCUUCACUGGCAAACAUUUUGUAAUGCACAAUGAAAAUAACCUCAAGCUUGUUAUCUGUUUAUAACUAUAUUUAUAUGGUGAAAUGAAAUGGUCAAAAAACUAUCUAUUUCCUUCAGAAAGUAAAGUUUUUUUCUUAUCUCAUGUUUUGGUUUUUUAAUUACACUCCAACUUCAUGUGUUUUUACACAGCUCUUCACAUCCUGGAUUUUGUCACUUUGGGUGUUGCUGUCUUUGACUAGCUUGAAUUGAAAGCAAACUAUUUCAAAAUGCUUUCCUUUUAUAUUUAUUCUACUUUUCAACUGAUCAAUAUAUUCAUUAUAUUGAGUCACUGUUCUGCCUUAAUUUAUGAAGUAGGCUGAUUGUCCAAGGUUGAGCAGUCCUGAAAAGGAUUGUUGCCAGUAGAAAUGACUGAUAUUUAAACAAACUGAGUUGAAGUUGCUCUGAGCACAAGUGAAUUUGAUAAUGACUUCCUCGUCAGCAUGCAAACAUCAUCACUACAACUGUCAACAGUCCUUAUCAGGACUACUCCCACCUGGACAAUCAGACUGAAAGAACAACAGCUACUCCUGGGUUCAAAGCUCUCACUGCUCUUUUUUUAAGACUCUUAAAACAAAUGCAAUAAAAUUGUGAUCGUAAAACAUAAA
This is a messenger RNA of Pocillopora damicornis (cauliflower coral), 1763 nucleotides long. RefSeq lists its product as uncharacterized. The record is from RefSeq and is a predicted model, not a curated record. Lineage: Eukaryota; Metazoa; Cnidaria; Anthozoa; Scleractinia; Pocilloporidae.